Phascolarctos cinereus (koala) is the source of this 1844-nucleotide messenger RNA. RefSeq names its product protein disulfide isomerase family A member 6 (gene PDIA6). Gene Ontology annotation, molecular function: protein-disulfide reductase activity; protein disulfide isomerase activity. Gene Ontology annotation, cellular component: endoplasmic reticulum lumen. Gene Ontology annotation, biological process: response to endoplasmic reticulum stress. The record is from RefSeq and is a predicted model, not a curated record. Lineage: Eukaryota; Metazoa; Chordata; Mammalia; Diprotodontia; Phascolarctidae.
GAGGGCGGGGUUCGCCGGGCCGGCGGGGCUAGGGAGGAGAGAGCGGGAGGGUGGCAGAGGGAGCGGGCGAGCGGGCUUUGCAGCGGCAGCUCUUAUUGCAGCGGUGCCCCCGGGCGCUCCUCGACAUGACCGGCCUAGGGUUCGGACUGAUAAGCUGUGCCUUAUUUCUGGGUGUGAGUGGCUUAUAUUCCUCUAGUGAUGAUGUGAUAGAACUGACUCCUUCCAAUUUCAACCGUGAAGUUAUUCAGAGUAACAGUUUGUGGCUUAUAGAGUUCUACGCUCCCUGGUGUGGUCACUGCCAAAGGUUAGCACCAGAAUGGAAGAAAGCAGCAACUGCAUUAAAAGAUAUAGUGAGAGUUGGUGCAGUUGAUGCAGAUAAACAUCAGUCCCUAGGUGGACAAUAUGGAGUCCAAGGAUUUCCUACUAUUAAGAUCUUUGGAUCCAACAAAAAUAGACCGGAAGAUUACCAGGGUGGUAGAACUGGUGAAGCUAUUGUAGAUGCUGCUCUUAAUUCUUUACGACAACUGGUAAAGGAACGCCUUGGUGGAAGAAGUAGUGGAUAUAGUUCUAGUCGAAGUGAAGGUUCAGGCAAGAAGGAUGUGAUUGAACUGACAGAUGACACUUUUGAUAAAAAUGUGCUUGACAGUGAUGAUGUUUGGUUGGUGGAGUUUUAUGCUCCUUGGUGUGGACACUGCAAAAACUUAGAACCAGAAUGGGCAGCUGCAGCCACAGAAGUAAAGGAACAGACAAAAGGAAAGGUGAAGCUAGCUGCUGUAGAUGCUACAGUAAAUCAGGCAUUGACUAGCCGAUAUGGGAUUGGAGGAUUUCCGACAAUCAAGAUUUUCCAGAAAGGAGAACCACCUAUGGAUUACAGUGGUGGGAGGACAAGAUCUGACAUAGUUUCCAGAGCCCUAGAUUUAUUUUCUGAUAAUGCCCCACCACCUGAGCUCCUUGAGAUUGUUGAUGAAGCAGUGGCAAAGAAAACCUGUGAAGACCACCAGCUCUGUGUAGUUGCUGUAUUGCCUCAUAUCCUUGAUACUGGAGCAUCAGGAAGAAAUUCUUACUAAGUUCUACUAAAGUUGGCAGAAAAAUACAAAAAGAAAUUGUGGGGAUGGCUGUGGACAGAAGCUGGAGCUCAGCAUGAACUUGAAACUGCUUUGGGAAUUGGAGGUUUUGGGUACCCUGCAAUGGCAGCUGUCAAUACACGGAAGAUGAAAUUUGCUCUUUUGAAAGGGUCUUUCAGUGAGCAAGGAAUUAAUGAGUUUCUCAGAGAGCUUUCUGUUGGCCGUGGCUCCACAGCACCAGUAGGUGGUGGUGUUUUCCCUAAAAUAAGCACUGUAGCCCCUUGGGAUGGCAAAGAUGGUGAGCUUCCCGUUGAAGAUGAUAUUGACCUCAGUGAUGUAGAACUCGACGACUUAGGAAAAGAUGAGUUGUGAGAUAUGACAUAUACUUCUUGGGAGCGGAUUUUUCCAGCAGUGGUGGAACAUCCUUUGCAAUCAAAUGGAUAUACCAGUGGCCUUUUUUAAAAACUGAAGCAGCAUUGUUUGGUCAUUUGAAACACUGUAACAGUGAACUGUUUGCAUCUCAAGAAAAACAUUGAAAAAUUCUAUGAAUUGUUGUUAACCAGUGAAUUUGAUUGUAUUCUGUCAAAUAAUAUUUUGAAGAUAAAUGAUUUUUUUUGUUGUUGCUGUUGAAAACAUUUUUUUCCAUCCCAAGUGUGCUGUUUGUAGGUUCUUUAAGGCUGUUACUUUACUAAGUUUUUAACUGUGAUUUUUUUUCUUCAUUUAAACACAAUGCUUUGUUCCAGUUAAAGAAUAAAAACACAAAGUAUUUUUGACAGUGCC